Molecule: messenger RNA, 1508 nt
Organism: Archocentrus centrarchus (flier cichlid)
Lineage: Eukaryota; Metazoa; Chordata; Actinopteri; Cichliformes; Cichlidae
Product: polyamine-modulated factor 1-binding protein 1-like
Exons: 12
Coding region: 369-1508 (379 amino acids)
Biological process (GO): spermatogenesis
Cellular component (GO): sperm head-tail coupling apparatus
Source: RefSeq, a predicted model, not a curated record
CCCCCACCCCACCCCCCUAACUCUCUCUCUCUCAUUUUCUUAACAGUCUGCUUACUAAAUGGGACACAGGAGGAUGUGACAUAGCCCAGGAAAAGGUGGACCUGAAGCAAAGUCUUGCUGUGUCCCAGCAUACUCAGCGGAGCAACCAAAAGCAGCUGGAACAGGAAGUGAUACAUUUAAAACAGGAAGUGGCAUCCUUAGAGCUCGAACUGGCGAACACCCAAAAGGUACAGGUGACACUCUUCAGGCAGUCACACGAGGAGCUGAAGGAGGCCAGACAAGAGUCCACAAGAAAGAGUGGAGAGGUGGAUGUACAGAGAAGAAAGGCGCAGAUACUUCAGGAGGAGCUACACAAGGAGCAGGAGAAGAUGAGGAGUGCUAUCAGAGAGAAUGAGACCCUGAGCACUCUCAUCAGGAAGCUGAGCAAAGAGCUGGAGGAGCUACGCAGCAGCCACCAAGUGACAGUGGAGGAGUUGGCAGCUCGUGCAGCGGAGGUGAGGCGGAUGGAGGGGUGCCUGAAUGAAGGAAAGCUAGCAGAGGAGAAAAUAAGGUCAUUGGCUGUGAGGCUGGAGAAGGAGCUGACAGAGGCUGUCGAUCAGAAACUCAAGGCAGAGGGAGAGAAACAGGAUGCGCUGGACCAGGUGAGCACACUCUGGUCAGAGCUGGAGGGGGCACGGUCCGAAAACGCAAAGCUUCUCUGCGAGAGCCGGCUGGUCAUGACUAAUGUCAACCUUUGGAUCAGUGAACAAAAGGCUUCCAGUGAGAGCAUUACUGCCCAGAUGAAGGCCCAAAAUAAAGCACUGCUCAUCAUCACUGAAGAGAGAGAACAUCUUCAGGAGGCUAAUGACACGCUGAAGGCGGAGGUAAAGAGACUGAAAGAAGUGAUGGAUGAGAAGGAGAAAGACAUGGAGCUCUUCAAGGCCCAUCUCCGAGACCGGGGCAUUCAGCAAGACAGGAAAACCACGGAAAAGAAGGGUUGUGUUGCUCUAAACCUCAGCAAAAUCGAGGACAUGCAGACCAGACUGCAAAGCAACCUGGAGGCCAUCGGAAUGCUAAAUCAACAAUUAAGCAUUGUCAGUCAGGAGAAUAAGCAGUUGCGUAGGAAGCUGGAAGAGGAGCGGUCUGUGCAUAGACAAAUGGAGCAGAGUGGGCCCCUCCCUCCUCCCCCUCCAGCCUCCAUCCACCUCCCACUCUCCUUCAGUGUCAGCCCUCCUUCUAUCUCUGCCUCCUUUCCCUCAUCCUUGGGCCUGCCUCGUCUUCUGAGCCUAGACCCAGUAACAGGGGACACUAAUGGGACUCAAACCAAGCCGAGUACAGUUGGAGAAGAGAAGCCAGGGGACAAGCAGGCAUCUGGCCAAAUGAAGCGCCCUGAAGACUUUGACCUGUCAUGGCUUUUUGACCUUCAGCUGCUUGCCGGGGAGCAUACCCAGGAUGAGGUUAAUGUCCUGCGGGUCAAAGUCAAGUCCCACAGUUCUUUGUGCCUGAGGGUGCUCAGAACCAGAAAAUAA